Molecule: messenger RNA, 4133 nt
Organism: Labeo rohita (rohu)
Lineage: Eukaryota; Metazoa; Chordata; Actinopteri; Cypriniformes; Cyprinidae
Product: ferroxidase HEPHL1-like
Exons: 16
Coding region: 44-2173 (709 amino acids)
Biological process (GO): iron ion transport
Cellular component (GO): plasma membrane
Molecular function (GO): copper ion binding; oxidoreductase activity
Source: RefSeq, a predicted model, not a curated record
GUUUGAGCUGAGCUGUCAUACGGGUGAUCACUAUCAAGCUGGCAUGCGUCAACAUUAUGAAGUCAAGUCCUGUUCAGCAAAGACUCCUGCACCAGAACAUUUCAGCUCCACAGUACGGUACUACAUAGCAGCAGAGGAAGUUGAGUGGAAUUAUGCCCCAGACCGAACAUGGGAAUUAGAGAAACACAAAACUACACUGGACGAAAGCCCUGGAAGUAUUUACCUCGAACGAUCACAAAAUCGGAUUGGUGCUAAAUAUAAGAAGGUGGUGUUUCGUGAAUACACAGAUGAAUCAUUUACCAAAAGGAAACCCAGGAUUCCAGAGGAAGAACACUUGGAAAUAAUGGGACCCAUUAUUAGAGCUGAAGUUGGUGAGAGGAUUCAGGUUGUGUUUAAAAACAAAGCCAGCAGGCCAUAUUCUAUUCAUGCCCAUGGAGUGAAGACCAGUAAAACCCAUCAAAAUGGUCUUCAGCCAGGUGAUAUGCUGACAUACAGCUGGAUCAUUCCAACACGAUCAGGUCCGGGUCCCAACGAUCCAAACUGUAUAACGUAUGCCUACUACUCCUCUGUCAGCUUAGUUGAGGAUUUGAUGAGCGGUUUGGUGGGUCCACUGAUAGUGUGCCGCAAAAACACCCUGAACACCAACAGACGUAGAAAAGAUAUUGAUAAAGAAUUUGCCCUCCUUUUUAUGGUGUUUGAUGAGAAUAUGUCUCAUUACCUGGAUGAAAACAUAAAAACUUACCUCAACACAGACCUAGAAAAAUUUGACAAAUAUAAUGAGGACUUUAUGGAAAGCAACAAAAUGCAUGGUAUUAACGGGAAGUUGUAUGCUAACCUCCAUGGGUUAAAUAUGACAGAGAAUGACAAGACUGAGUGGUAUUUGAUAGGACUGGGGAAUGAAGUGGACAUGCACACUGUUCAUUUCCAUGCUCAGAGCUUCAUUUACAGAACGGAUCAUUCUCAUCGUGCUGAUGUAUACGACCUGUUCCCGGGAACAUUUCAGACCAUAGAAAUGACUGCAGGAAGUCCUGGACAGUGGCUGCUUCACUGCCAUGUGACCGACCACAUCCAUGCGGGCAUGGAGACACUUUUCACUGUUCAUUCUAAAGAAACAAACAUUGUGUCAGUGAUAACCACUCAUGCUUCCAGUGAAGAAGAUCUGAGACAGGGGGAUGAGGAUGUGACUAAGAUAUUUGAGGCAGAAGGUGAGCUUCAGAAAACAAGCUUUAAUGAAGAUCAGGUCAAGGACAGAAGCAGUGCCAAUGAUGAUGGAAGUAGGGAGUACAGUCAAGACAACAAAAGUCUAGCUGAAGAAAAAAGCCAGAGUAAAACAAGCACUGUGUCAGGGAUAGCCACUCAUGCUUCCAGUGAAGAAGGUCUGAGACAGGGGAAGAAGGAGGUGACUGAGAUAUUUGAUGCAAAAAGUGAUAUGCUGACAUACAGCUGGAUCAUUCCAACACGAUCAGGUCCAGGUCCCAACGAUCCAAACUGUAUAACGUAUGCCUACUACUCUUCUGUCAGCUUAGUUGAGGAUUUGAUGAGCGGUUUGGUGGGUCCACUGAUAGUGUGCCGCAAAAACACCCUGAACACUGACAGACGUAGAAAAGACAUUGAUAAAGAAUUUGCCCUCCUUUUUAUGGUGUUUGAUGAGAAUAUGUCUCAUUACCUGGAUGAAAACAUAAAAACUUACCUCAACACAGACCUAGAAAAAUUUGACAAAUAUGAUGAGGACUUUAUGGAGAGCAACAAAAUGCAUGGUAUUAACGGGAAGUUGUAUGCUAACCUCCAUGGGUUAAAUAUGACAGAGAAUGACAAGACUGAGUGGUAUUUGAUAGGACUGGGGAAUGAAGUGGACAUGCACACUGUUCAUUUCCAUGCUCAAAGCUUCAUUUACAGAACGGAUCAUCCUCAUCGUGCUGAUGUAUACGACCUGUUCCCAGGAACAUUUCAGACCAUAGAAAUGACUGCAGGAAGUCCUGGACAGUGGCUGCUUCACUGCCAUGUGACCGACCACAUCCAUGCGGGCAUGGAGACGCUUUACACUGUUCAUCCUAAAGGGUCAUCAAGCGGUGAUGGGAGAAGUCCAGACAGUGUCUUCAGACAUUUCGGAAGCCUGUCUACUGUGAUGUCAUGUCUCUUUGGAUUGGUUCUAUUACACUUUGUAUUACACUGAAAAAAGAUCAAAGUCAGGAUGAGUCCAACAGAAUGAAUUUUUGUUGCUGCGACACUGAUGCUCAUUACUACCUCAUCUGGCAUCACUGUAUAGCUGUUAGGAAAACCUCUCAGCUUUUGAGAGAAACUAUUAUAGAAUAUAUCUGCAAGUAGGGCUGUGCAAAUAAUCGGAUGCGAUUAUCAUACGCAUCUCAUCAGCAACGCUGCUUGCAUCAGUAAUGCAGAUGUAUCGCCUCCGAUGAUGAACGCGAUAUUGCGUAGCUCGUCAGCAAACUAUGGCUCUUUGUAGUGAGUGCCGCUCCAUCUGACUGCACGUGAUGGAAAUUUACGAGUAAUCACGGAACCGGCAUUGCUGACAAAAUGCACAUGAUAAUUGCAUCCGAUUAUUUGCACAUCCCUAUCUGCAAGCAGUGAUGAUGGGCCCAAGUCCCAGUGGCACCACAAUCACAGUGUCCUAUAUGCAUUUUAAAGUCAGUCUGGCUGUUGAGUUACAGCAGUGAGAGGGUUACUUUACUAACAACAGAUAACUGUGGUGUGUGUCAAGUUUUGUGAAAUUCUAAGCACUUAACACUGGAAAAAAAAAAAAAAAAAAACAAUGAAGAUUGGAUUCAUUGGCAUGACAACAGCAUUUUUAGACAUCAAGAAUGCCUUCACAGCUGUUGGGAAUUUUUUUUUCACUAUCUUCAACUGGAAUGUCACCAUGACGAUGGCAUCUAUCACCCCAUUGGGUGUAUACAACAGGAAUCUCUUAUUACUGCUGUUAAUUGUUGGAAAUAAGUAACACAAAAAGGCUGUUUGAAAUUUGUCCCAGAUCUUGCAGUCUACACUAAUGAUGUAUUAGAUAAAGCAGGCAUUAAAAAAAGGUGUGGUGCUGGGCCCACCAGGACAGGUUUAGGCACCAGAAAAACAGUUGACAGAAUUAAUCUCAACAAGAAAGAAAUAAUGAAUCCUAGCUGAGGUGGGAAAAUAAAUAAAUAUAUAUAUAUAUAAAAGUGCAUCAGAUGUACCUGCAGUAGAAUUGCACUGUGUCAAAUCCUUCAAGUACCACACCUGUGGAAUGCACUGAUGGUGGCCACUACUGCAUCUGCCACCUUAAUAACUGAGUAAAAAGUGUGUUGAGUAAUGAGUGAGUGAAAGAAUAAGUUACUCACUUAAUAAAUUAUUUGUUUUGUUUUUUAUGAUUGUACAGAUUAACUGUUUUUUAAUUGCUCAAUAUUUUUUGUUUUGCCCAUAAUUUUUCGGCAUCUCAUUCUAUUCUAUUGCUUUUCUAUCAUCUAUCACACAACUGUAUAUACAAUUUAUUUUAUUUUUCAAUUUCUUUUUCAAUUUUUUUUCUAUUUAUAUUUACGUAUGUGUUUUUUUAAAUUCUCGUCUUAUUUUUAUUGUCUGUAUGUUGUUGCCCCUGUGACACUAGAACAAAUUCCUUGUAUGCACAAGCAUACUUUGGCAAUAAAGCUCUUUCUGAUUCUGAAUUCUAUCGAAGGAAACCAUUGGGAAGUUCACAGACAUCCUGGCACCCAUUCGGGUUGUUGGGUGAGGGGUUUGUUGGGUUAUGUGUUAAAUAAAAUAUAACAAUUUGUCCAGCUGUUAUGGUAUUGUUUGAACUUUUGUUCUUAAUGGUAAAGCUCAAUGUGCUAUGGCUAAAAAAACAUUGGAAAGUUAGGUUUGGAUUUUUUUUUAUAAUUAUAUGGAUUGUUAGCAUACCUGUCAACACCCCAGUAUUUCCCACGAGUCUGCCUUAUUUCAAACCCAUCUCCCAAUCCCUUCCCAUUUUGUAAUUUCUCCCAAGAAACUCCUGUAAUUUGUAUGGCCCAAACCUUGAUAUAUGAAUACUCACAUCAAUAUAUUAUUCCAAGGUUGUCCAGAUGUCAGAUCUUGUUUGAAAUCCAUCCUGCUCACACAGUUGACAUAUACAAAUUUCAACCCAUCAGUUGCGCAUCACUGGUAUGGGAAGAGAAAAC